Morchella sextelata is the source of this 672-nucleotide messenger RNA. RefSeq lists its product as uncharacterized. Gene Ontology annotation, cellular component: extracellular region. The record is from RefSeq and is a predicted model, not a curated record. Bases 1 to 672 code for a protein of 223 amino acids. Gene Ontology annotation, molecular function: cellulose binding. Gene Ontology annotation, biological process: carbohydrate metabolic process. NCBI's taxonomy places the organism in Eukaryota, Fungi, Ascomycota, Pezizomycetes, Pezizales, Morchellaceae. The transcript is spliced from 3 exons.
AUGAAGAGCCAACUCCUCACCCUCCUCCUUCUCUCGAUCUCCGCUAGCAGCGUCCAUGGCGCUGUAGCAGCGUGGGGCCAGUGCGGCGGCGCCACAUACAGCGGCGACACGGCGUGCGUAAGCGGGUAUGCGUGCACGAAGGUCAAUGACUACUACUCCCAAUGCCAACCCGGCACCGCCUCCGCCUCCACCGCCUCCACCACCGCCGUGACUCCCACGACCGCCACAACCACCCCCUCCACCACCGCAUCCGGCACAGCCCCCACCGGCACAGGCCAACUGAUUCGCGGCGUCAGCACGCCCAUCUACCACCUGUAUCUGCAGUCCCUCUCCGGCGUGCCAGUAAUGGCCGCCGAGGCCACCGCCGAGCGCUUCAUCAUCUCGGGCUCCAUCCAGGACACCACAUCCGGCCUGUACCUGAACGUGGACAGCUCUGCAACGACGAGCUAUAAGGCGAUUUCGUUUGGUGCGACGGCGACCACGACGGGGUGGGGGUUGGAGGGCGAUACGAUUAUUACCACGAAUGCGAGUGUGUUUGGGAGACAGCUCAACUUCUUGGCGUGCGAGACGUCGACGGCGGGGGCGUAUAAGCUGUAUCUGCAGACGGGGAGCGACACGCCGAGUGGUGAGACUUGUACGUUGCAGACGCUGCAUUUGCCGUGUUUGUGCUAG